Cuscuta campestris is the source of this 668-nucleotide messenger RNA. The record is from the annotation of a GenBank genome assembly. NCBI's taxonomy places the organism in Eukaryota, Viridiplantae, Streptophyta, Magnoliopsida, Solanales, Convolvulaceae.
AACAAGGACGGCUCCUACCGAAUCCGGGACCAACUCACUUCCAAAUGGAGCCACAUCAACCGUAAAGUCUGAAAGUUUAUCUGAGUUUACGAAUAAUGCUCCCGGUCCCGGAGAAACGGACGAACGACGCCGAUGUUCUCCGGCUUGCCACGACUCGGUAUCAAGACGACGGGCACCAAGGCAAGGUGCCCAUCAAUCUUUGGAGGAUUUUGAGCUGUUCCCCGAAGUGGCAACAACUCAACAAUCCCGACGGCGGAUCGUUCCGGAAAAGAUCCACCGUCGACGCCAAGAUUGAGGUUGACGAGACUCUCGGUUCAACCGAUCAAAUCCCCCCCUUCAACAUUGAGGAUUCCGAUGACGAGGACCCCAUUCCACGGUCGAUCGGAAGAAAGAAGAAAAAAUCCAUUGCGUCUGGUUCGGGAGGGUCCGCCUCUGUAUCUGCUUCUUCCCGCAACGAAAUCGGCCGGGAAAUGGUUGAACAACUUCGGACGUUCAAUCUCCGAGAAUUAGAGAGGUUGAAGCUAAUGGAAAAGGAGUUGAAGCUAAAGGAGCAGGAGGCCGAGAUGAAAGUCAUGUAAACCGACCCCAGGACGUUGUCAGAGAUUAGAUGAAUGAUAUACGAGCAAAGAAUAAGAGAGAUCAAGGAGAAAUAUAAUUUACCUUAGUUU